Messenger RNA from Lindgomyces ingoldianus, 1197 nucleotides. RefSeq lists its product as uncharacterized. The transcript has 3 exons. Bases 1 to 1197 code for a protein of 398 amino acids. The record is from RefSeq and is a predicted model, not a curated record. Lineage: Eukaryota; Fungi; Ascomycota; Dothideomycetes; Pleosporales; Lindgomycetaceae.
AUGAAGAGGCAGGUCGGGGUUCCGCAAUUGACGCCUGAGCAAAUUGCUUACACCAAUGCUCCCGAGAUCCUUUCUAUCACAGGGUCAUUCUUCGCCGCGGCCGCCCUAGUUGUCUUGCUUCGCUGUUAUGUUCGAAUAGUUAUGCUGAAGGUCUUCGGAAUAGACGACUAUGUAAUGGUAUUCUCUAUGAUUUUGGCCUCGGCAACAUUCGCAUGCUUCGUUAUCGAAACACAUUAUGGCCUGGGAAAGCACUUCCUGGUUCUCCUGAUGGACCCCAUAAUGUACAUGAAUUUCGCAAGGAUACUCUAUGUUCACUCGAUUAUUGUGAUGGUUGGGGUUUCGUCCGUUAAGGUUUCAAUUGCUUUCUUCCUUAUGAGGCUUUCGACAAGAACACCAUACAGCCGUUUCCUGUAUGGUUGCAUCGGAUUCAUCAUUCUUCUUACUGUUACAUGCGCAAUGACCUUGAUCUUCCAAUGCCUUCCAGUGGAAGCUGCCUGGGAUUCAAGACUCCGACCACCACCAUUUGGCACUGGAACCGCAAAAUGCUACAGCAUGACCAUUUUCCGUAAUCUAGGCUUAAUGAAUAGCUCUUUCAACAUUAUUACAGAUGUUCUUUUCGCGACCAUUCCAGUACCACUGAUCUGGAAGCUCCAACUCAACACUCGAACUAAGAUCUCCCUAAUCGCCAUUCUCUCUCUUGGUUUCUUCGCCUCCGCAGCUGCUAUCAUCAAGGCCGUCCAACAAUGGCACGUCCUCUCGGACCCUGACUGGACCGUUCACGAUUCCUUCAAUGUAUGGAAUUACAUCGAGUUCACGAUCGGUAUAAUCGCAGCUUCACUGCCGGCUUUGAAGCCCUUAUUCAACUGGUUCCUGGAGACCGCACGAGCUAUUACUUCAGGUGGAAGAUCCAAGGGAUCAGGAUAUAAAGCUUCCGGUUACAAGGGUGCGGGCUCGCUCGGCUAUCAGAAGCAAGCCAGCGAUUCCAGGAGUAUUGCACUACAUAGCCUCACAAGUAAGGGAGACUCAACACCUGGAGGCUACAAGAAUCCCUACAAUGUCCGGGUAACUACCAAGGGGGAGAAGGAUACAUGGGAUAUGGAGCGUGCGAAGACGAGUGACGAGUCCAUCCUCCCGCUUCAGCGACCUGAGCCUGGCUCGCAUCAGAUUGUCAUGACUAGGGAGGUACGAGUAAGUUAG